Messenger RNA from Sorex araneus (European shrew), 1047 nucleotides. RefSeq names its product exosome component 7 (gene EXOSC7). The coding region runs from base 37 to 912 and encodes 291 amino acids. The record is from RefSeq and is a predicted model, not a curated record. Gene Ontology annotation, cellular component: cytoplasmic exosome (RNase complex); nuclear exosome (RNase complex). Lineage: Eukaryota; Metazoa; Chordata; Mammalia; Eulipotyphla; Soricidae. Gene Ontology annotation, biological process: nuclear polyadenylation-dependent rRNA catabolic process; nuclear polyadenylation-dependent mRNA catabolic process; TRAMP-dependent tRNA surveillance pathway. The transcript is spliced from 8 exons.
GAUGACGUGGCGCGCGCGCGGGGCCGCCCGGGCAGCAUGGCGUCGGUGGCGCUGAGCGAGGCGGAGAAGGUGUACAUCGUGCACGGCGUCCAGGAAGACCUCCGCGUGGAUGGCCGUGGCUGUGAGGACUACCGGUGCAUCGAGGUGGAAACUGAUGUGGUGUCCAACACCAGUGGGUCUGCCAGGGUCAAGCUGGGUCACACAGACAUCUUGGUGGGCGUGAAAGCAGAAAUGGGGACCCCCAAGCUGGAGAAACCAAACGAAGGCUACCUGGAGUUCUUUGUCGACUGUUCUGCCAACGCCACUCCUGAAUUUGAAGGCCGAGGAGGUGACGACCUUGGCACAGAGAUUGCUAACACCCUCUACCGGAUAUUCAACAGCAAGAACAGUGUUGACCGGAAAUCCCUCUGCAUCAGUCCUCGGGAGCACUGCUGGGUUCUCUAUGUGGACGUGCUACUGCUGGAAUGUGGUGGGAAUCUGUUUGACGCCAUCUCCAUCGCGGUCAAGGCUGCUCUCUUCAAUACAAGGAUACCAAGAGUACGUGUUCUGGAAGAUGAAGAGGGGUCAAAAGACAUUGAAUUGUCAGAUGACCCUUAUGAUUGCAUCCGACUGAGUGUGGAGAAUGUCCCCUGCAUUGUCACCCUGUGCAAGAUCGGCUAUCGGCACGUGGUGGACGCUACGCUGCAGGAGGAGGCCUGCUCCUUGGCCAGCCUGUUGGUGUCCGUGACCAGCAAGGGAGUCGUGACGUGCAUGAGGAAAGUGGGGAAGGGCAGUCUGGACCCAGAGAGCAUCUUCGAGAUGAUGGAGACCGGCAAGCGAGUGGGCAAGGUGCUGCACGUGUCCCUGCAGAGCCUGCUGCACAAAGAAGAGAGCCUGGGCGCCCAGAGACAGAAAGUGGGGUUCCUGGGGUGACCGGCGUGUGCCCCCACAACAGCUGUGUCGUUGGACUUUUCCUUGCAGAUUCGUGUUUGUAUAUAUUUUUCUUAAUUGCUGUGAGGUUAAGGCAGCGUUUAUCCAUGUAAAAUAAAGUCUAUUUUCUGGUCUGGC